AUGUCUCGUUUCUUACCAAACGCAUACCUUUCACCAUCGCCAUCUCAGCUGACUAAUUAUGAUUAAGACAAUAGUAAUGACUGUUCGUCUUUAUUCUCAAGACCUUUCAUUCUUCCUGGAGAUGUAGUUGCUUCUAGAACAGAAGAGCUACCUAACUAAUUUAGCUUGAAUGAGAGUCUUGGACUUGGAGAUCCAACUUGUACUUUCAGUAUCAAACAUUAGAUAAAAUCUUCAAGGAUCCCUGAUAAAAAAGUGAGGGUUCAUCCUUUGCCAGCAUAAUAUGCUAGUGAUUCAAACUAUACUCUUGAUAAGCCCUAGUGUAAUUUUCAAGACUCUGUGGAUAAUAUGAUUAAUGUCCCUUUCAUUCCUAAAUUGCCACCUCAUAAGAGAUCUCAAAGAGGAGCUCUCUUCAAUUUCAUGAACUCUGCAGAUAACUCAAAUCAAACUCAUCCCUACAAAGAAGAAAUUGAGCAAUUGACAUUAGCAGAUUUCAAAACCUAAUUUAUAUCACUUUUAAAGCAUUAACCACAAGCUAAUUCUUCUAUAAUAAUCAUCGAUUCCAGUAUGAAACUAGAAGAAUUGAUUUAAGUUAUUGAGAAAUCGUCAGCUUUUAUCUUCUUGGAUUAUGUUGAUCACAAAUUUAGAAGCUAUUAUGGCUUUAUUUGCUGGUUACUAAUCCAAACCUCUGACAAUACUAUCUAUUUGGUAGACUGUAUUAAGCUAAGAUCUUAAUUGAUAGAGUUAGUUAGAGUAUGUGCAAAUCCUACCAUUUUAAAGGUUAUCCCAAGUGAGAAUUUCGAGGUUACUCAUCUUCAAAGAGAUUUUGGAUUAUACCUUGUGAAUGUAGCCUAAAUUCCCUAAUCCACAGCAAUUUAAAAUAAAAUUAAUUCAGAUUGGAGGAUCAGACCUUUAGAUUUUUCUAAGAUUUAGAUAUCCCCUUUUCAAUCUAACUAACUGAUGGAUGAACUAGCCAUUUUAGAUAAUAAGCAGAAUGAUAUUGAAUCAGAAAAGUUCAUCACUUUCAUAAAUAAUAACUUCAAAUUGUGUUUGGAUAUUUCAAGAUUAUAACAUUAAAAAUAGUUACAAACAGUGUUUUAUUCCACUAAUAAGCAAAGUUUGAGCUAUCAGGUACUAUAAUGGAGAGAUGAUAAAGCUAGGUUUGAUGAUGAAAGUCUUGAAUAUGUAUUACCUUAGACUCUAAUAGAUGAGAUUGUUGCUUAAAGUUAAAUUAUUAAGACAGCAGAGGAAUUGAUAGAACUAUCAAAGAAAAUUUUAGAAGGAUAUGUUCCAUAUUACCUAGAAUAAUACUGCUAACAAGUAUUCUCAAUGGUUCUAAAAUAUAAAGAGCAAAUUGAAGUGAAUCAAAUAGAGCAACUAAGCAAAACUGAGGAAUUGCAAAAUAUUCCAUCGGAAUCAUUAAUGAGUCCAGAGCAAGUGAAAAAGACACAACCACUAAUCAAACAGCAAAACCAACAGUCAGCUUAGUCUAAUAAGUCAAACUAUGAGCCAAAUAUAUUCAAAGCUCUUAAUUGGAGCCAAACUAAACCUAAUACCUCUAGCCAUUGCUAUGGGCAUGAGUUAGCUACCCCUGAGAGAUAAUACCGUAACAUACUGACCUAAAAGAAUUUCACUCCAUCAUUCUUUAUCGACUCAAUUGAACAUAAAAAGCCAUAUCUGCAGAACAGUAACACUUAGAAUCACACUAGCGAGAAGAAGAUGUCGGAAGGAGAUGACAGUGCUUCCAGCUUUAAGUUGAAUAAAGAGCCUUGUCUCAAUAUCUUCAACAGAAUUAAGUGCUUCAGUGAGAGAGUGUCUUCACCGGAGCAGAAGAAGUAUCUCAGCAGUCUUGAGCAAAUUAAUGAAAGAGAUGAAGAGUAGGUUAGGAAACUCAGAGAUUAGAAUAAGUCUCACAGUAUUAAGUAUAAUCAGCAGGAGGAAUACGAGAGAAUAGCUCUAGAAGAAGGAGCUCCUGAAACUCUUCAAGACAUAUUCAAGAUAAGCAAUAGAAAUAGGAAAAGGAAUAAACAGAAAAAGAAGGUUAAGAAUGGAAUGGAUGUGUCAGAAUACUCUGACAGCAGUGCAGGAAGCAGCAGGGAAAAUCAGGAGAACAUCUACCAAAUUAUUUCAAAAUAAUACUAUCAAGAUUAGGGUAGCUAAAGAAAUAACAACACCCAAAGAGGCUACAACACUGAAACUGAUAAAAUUAACAAGCUUAAUGAUCUUGAAUUUAUGAAGUAUAUAGGUUGGAUUGAUGACACUAAACUACAAGAACUUUAGAUAUUGCAAAAUCAAAACUACUAGCAAUAGUACUCCUCUUAUAAUAACUAUAGUGGCUCUUAGUCUUAUAACUAAAACUCUUAUCACUACGGCGGCUAAUCUAAUUCUAAUUCUUAUGGAAACAAUCCUUAAAGAAGAGUGUUUUAACCCCAAACUAUUUCAAAUCAUCAAAGCAAUAAUUAUCAUUAGCAAUAAUAGUAGUAAUAAUCUAGAUUCUACAAUAACUAGAGCUCUUUUAACAACAGCUCUAGUAGCGGUAACUAUUGGGCAGGCAAUAGUAACAACAAUAAUAAUUGCAAUAGUGGUGGUAAUAACAAUCCCAUAUACAAUAAAAAAUCACCAAUUAGCUUUCAGAAAUAAACUUCAAAUGUAAGUUGCAACAACACAAAUAAUGCUAACUAUCCCAGUGGAAGUAAGCAGCAAUCUUUCAGCAGAUAACUUUCAUAUGGACAAAAGACAAACGGUGGGACUAGCGGAGGAGCUAACUAUAAAGGAGUAGCAACUUCUUAUAAUAACAAUAGCAUGAUUUAUAGCCCUAAAGAUUAAAUUGUGAAGAAGAGAUGA
Molecule: messenger RNA, 2841 nt
Organism: Stylonychia lemnae
Lineage: Eukaryota; Ciliophora; Spirotrichea; Sporadotrichida; Oxytrichidae
Source: the annotation of a GenBank genome assembly